AAACUUCUCCAUUUUCUCCAUUGUUGGAUACCUUGUAUCUGUUUGUUCCUACCUUUCUCUUCUCUUUCUCCCUCUUUCCAAAAAUGAAGUUCCAAAUCGUAGAGCUUCUGUUUGGAAAAAGCACCCCAAAACAAAUGAUCCCAAAAGUGACUUUACUUGCAGUGUUUGCCAUACUGCUGUUCACUGUCACACCACUGUCAUACCCUUUGUUCAGAUACUCUUCAUCAUCACUCAAGAACAAAGAAUCCAAGAAGCCAUACUCAGCAUUUGAUGAUCUGAAUGAGUCUGCGAGCUUGCCUUCAACUUCCAUAAAAAAGUGUGACAUUUUCAGUGGAGAAUGGGUUCCAAACCCAAAGGCUCCAUAUUACUCAAACAAAACAUGCUGGGCUAUUCAUGAACACCAAAACUGCAUGAAGUAUGGUAGACCAGAUUCUGAGUUCAUGAAGUGGAAAUGGAAGCCAAGUGGAUGUGAACUUCCUGUCUUCAACCCUUUCCAGUUUCUUGAGCUCGUCAGGGGAAAAUCCAUGGCAUUUGUUGGAGACUCAGUUGGCAGAAACCAGAUGCAGUCCAUGAUUUGCCUCUUGUCAAGGGUGGAAUGGCCCAUAGAUGUAUCGUAUAAAAGAGAUGAUUACUUUAUGAGAUGGAAGUACCCAAGUUACAACUUCACCAUGGCUGCUUUUUGGACAACUCAUUUGGUGAGAUCCAAAGAAGCAGAUUCAAAGGGGCCAGGCCCAACUGGCCUAUGCAACCUUUACCUUGAUGAGCCAGAUGAGAAAUGGAUAACCCAAAUUGAAGAUUUUGACUAUGUUAUUCUCAAUGGAGGACAUUGGUUUACACGUUCAAUGGUGUUCUAUGAGAAACAAAAAAUUGUUGGGUGUCAUUACUGCCUCUUGGAGAAUGUUCCUGACUUAACCAUGUACUAUGGCUACAGAAAGGCUUUCAGGACUGCUUUUAAGUCCAUCAAUAGAUUAGAGAACUUCAAAGGCACAGUGUUUCUUAGGACAUUUGCCCCUUCACAUUUUGAGAAUGGGUUGUGGAAUCAGGGUGGGAACUGCAUUAGAACUAAGCCAUUUAGGAGCAAUGAGACACAAUUAGAGGGUCUCGAUUUGGAGUUUUAUAUGAUUCAAUUGGAGGAGUUCAAAAUUGCUGAAAAGGAAGCUAGAAAAAAGGGUUUGAAAUAUAGGCUAUUUGAUGUCACACAAGCAUCGAUGUUGAGACCAGAUGGUCACCCAAGUAGAUAUGGUCAUUGGCCUAACGAAAAUGUGACACUGUACAAUGAUUGUGUUCAUUGGUGUUUGCCUGGUCCUAUAGACACAUGGAGUGAUUUUCUGCUCGGAAUGUUGAAGAUGGAGGGUGUGAAAUCAGCUGAAGAGAGGCUUCAUUUGCGUUCAAAUUGACAAAUCAGAUUUAUCAGAUAUUUCUGUAACCUUGCUUGUAAUUGUAAACUUCAUUGAGCACAUGUAUUGUAAAUCCUUUUUGAAUUAAGAUCGAAUUUGAUCACCCCUUUUAUAGCUUUUUUUAUGUUCA
Molecule: messenger RNA, 1527 nt
Organism: Vigna radiata var. radiata (mung bean)
Lineage: Eukaryota; Viridiplantae; Streptophyta; Magnoliopsida; Fabales; Fabaceae
Product: protein trichome birefringence-like 19
Exons: 2
Coding region: 84-1397 (437 amino acids)
Cellular component (GO): Golgi apparatus
Molecular function (GO): O-acetyltransferase activity
Source: RefSeq, a predicted model, not a curated record